GCGGGGCGGGGCGGGGCGGGGCAGCCCGGCCCCCGCGCGCCCCCCGCGCGCCCCCUGCGCCAUGGCCGGCGGGCGGCCGCGGCUGUUGGCGGCGCUGCUGGCGGCGCUACCCUGGGCGCUGCUGGGCGCGGCGCAGCGCGAGCUGCGGUUCCGGCCGGCGCCGGCCGAGGGCCCGGUGCGGCUCUUCACGGAGCCCGAGCUGGCCAGAUACGCCGGGCAGGAGGAAGGACAGCCCAUUUAUCUGGCAGUGAAGGGAGUAGUAUUUGAUGUCACUUCUGGAAAAGAAUUUUAUGGAAAAGGAGCCCCAUAUAAUGCUUUGGUUGGAAAAGACUCAACGCGAGGAGUUGCAAAGAUGUCUCUGGAUCCAGCAGAUCUUACUCAUGACAUAACAGGACUCUCAGAAGAGGAAAUAAAGUCCCUGGAUGAUAUCUUCAAUAAUGUUUACAAGGCCAAAUAUCCAAUUGUUGGCUAUACUUCUCGAAGAAUUCUGAAUGAGGACGGCAGCCCCAAUCUAGACUUUAAACCUGAAGAUCAACCACAUUUCAGCAUUAAAGAUGAGUUUUGAUGAGCAUUUUAGUAUCUAGAGAAUACCCACAGGGCCACAAUAGAAUGAGUAUUAGGUUGUUUCCUGGAAGGAGGAACAUUUUCUGCAAACUAUGUGUGUACACAUUCAUAUAUUUUCUAACGAGAAAACUGAUUGAUGAUAGGUAAUUUUUGGAAUGUGUUCUGGAAAACAGGGAAUCAAACAGAUCUAUGUUAGUAGCACAUACUUGUGCUGUUUGCUCUGAAUUGUUGGUAUUAUUUCAUAUGGAAGUUCUUACUGCUUGUAUUUUUCUGUCUACAAGCAUAUAAUCUAAAAUUACAUUCUUUAAAAGAGAUAAGGAAGUUUCUAAUAGUCAAAACAUCAGUGGUCUUCAUGUAAAUCCCAAGUUGUUUCCCAUUCCUUUGAAAACGGAAUGUAUUAUCUGGACCAGCUAACAUCAAUUCUCUAUACUUCAGUUUCUGUGAUUAUAAGUACUCACAUAUAUAAAUAGGUGUAAAAGAUGCUUGCUCUUAAAAAGGCAUUAAGGGAUUUAAUAUUUGACAGGUUUGAGAAUACCGGAAAUAAAAACAGUCAAUCUCUUAAAAUGUAGUUACAGUGGAAUAUUUAUGUGAAGCCUACAGCUAUAAAACAAGAAAAAUAAACCUUUUUCCCUCUUGAGAAAUACUGUGACAUUUUCAGUAAGAUUCUUAUUAUGUUAGUUUUAAAUAAAUGACACCUCAUUUUUAUUUUUUUAAAUAAUUAUCAAAGAUGUCAUCUAUAUUAGAUUGUGAUGAUUUCCUUCUAGCUUCCUCCACUCUUUCUCUGACAAAAAAAGGAAAUGAUAACCCACUGUUUCCCACAUACUCCUACAGCACAAGUUUAUUACACUAAUUUAGAAUCCUGUGGAUAUUUUUAGCAUCUUCAUAUUGACAAUUUCAGCCUCUUAUUUUUAAUCUGUUAGUCUUUCUUUGUUUUAGUCUGGUUUCAUCAUUGCUCAAGCAUCUUGCUCUUGAAGGUGUGCAUUCAAAUAUUCCUCUUCGUUUUAACUUAAUAUAAAUCUCCAGAUCUGUAGGGUGAAAGAAGUCCUCUCUUUAUCAAUUUUCUCUGGCAGUAUUUCAGCAAUCAGAGGGCAGUAAAAGCUUAUAUUAUAUAAAUUGCUGCUAACCACUGACUUUGACUAACUGAAGUAGAACGUAAACUCUCGUGUACGUGGAUUUACCUGCCGCUGUGACAGGUUCAAUUAAUACUGAAAUAUUGAGCAGCUGCUCCCAAUUUCUCAGAGCUACUUUGUUCUAUUUCUUUAGCAUUUUGGCUGCUUUCUUCGAAAGAAAGAUUUUAUUACGUGAUUGUCUGUUUUAUGGCUUGCAUAUUGUAGUGUGUCAAGAGGAAGGGACAGAUGCCUGUCAGUGAAAUAACUAGAAAAGUUUUUUCUAUUUAUUAUCCUUUGUUAAACAGUGUUACUGAUUUUACUGUAAAUUCAUUUUGUAUCUUACCAUUAGACCACAUAAGCUGAAAGAGGGGCUCCAUGGGCCACCUUGUUUUCUGCUGUUCUGUGGUGUUCUGGGUCAAAAUAAAUAAAUUAGUAUUGAAGUAAAGAAAAUGUUAUUGCUUCAGAAAAUCAUUGCUGUAUUGCUGUAACUGCCAAUCUCUUGACUAGACACCAGCAGGAACGGGGAGUUGGCCUGUUGAUGAUGCCUGCCUACAGGUAGCACUGUAUACCUGCCAUCUUUAUGGGAAUGUGUAUGGGGUGGGUGAUAAUAGUGGUGCUUGUUCUUUUGCCAGUAUUUCACAGAUCAGUUUCCAGUGUCUACAUAUUUUUCGCCCUGCCCUGCCCUGCCCUGCCCUGCAUGUUUCCUUAGGGGCAGCUGCAGAUGUGCUUCUAUGAUUAUUGUAAAUUGUCUUGGCUUCAUCUGAGAUCAGUAUAUCCAUCAGCAUUUAAAAAUUUUAUCCACAGAAAUUUUGUAGCUGGAUUGUAACACAUUGAGUGGCGUGGUGUUCUUAUUCUCUCCCUGCUUUUCCUGUUCAUGCUAUGGAGCUCACCUUUGCUGAUCCCAAAGUAGAUAAGGCAUCUUCUAUUUAUACUAACUUUCAGGUGCAUUUCAGUGAAGAAACCCUCCUGUUGCAACGGUAUUAUUGAAAUGGUGAUAUAAAAACUCUUUUAGUGUGAGAUCCUUUCAAAUUCAACCUGCUCUCACUUGUGCCUGUGAAGGGAGGGAGAUGUCCCAGUCCUUCCAUGCUGUUAAUAACAAGAAGAUUAUCACAACUGAAUGCAUUUAGAAUGCAGAAUGCUUCCUGCUUGUUUCUAUUUCAGUUUUGGAACUGAAAUACUCACUUCUGUUUAAUCACUUCCUAAGUUAUUUCACUUCAGGUUCCCACUCAAUAGAACAGUGUUAUGAUAAUAAGGCUUUCAGUGGGCCACCAGAAGGAAUAUAUCCUUGACAUGGAUAUUCUUUACUACUGUUCACCAUCGUGAAGUAUUGUUACUGAUAACAUGUUCACUGACUACUUUUUCAAUGAAUUCAGAGUCCCACAAUAUUUCUUUUAGUGUUAAUAUAAUGACACUGUUUUAUUUCUAAGGUUGUUACAUGUUGACAGCCUGCAAUUUAUUUUGCUUAAAAGCAUACUGUCUGCUAUCGUUGUUUUGUUCAGUUAGUUGCAUUUGCUUGACCUUUGUAUUAUGCCAGUAAGACAAGUGCCUUCGCUAUCUAUAAAUGGCACUCAAAACAAUCAAACUGUGCAAAGCCCUAUUAUCCCCUUCCCAGUCUCCCACAGCUCAUUUGGAGAAUGAUGAAUUUCUUUUUAAUUUAUUUGGAGCUUCCUGCUAACAUUGCAAAUGUCAUUGUUUGUGCUGUGCUGCUUCUAAUCUGUGUCUUCUUAAUUUGACGUGAGGGUUUGUAUGAUCAAAGGUUUUAAUGAAUUGCUGUGCCAAGAAAGAACUUCUUUUAAUAAUAAUUUACUCUCCAGAAAGCAGAGAAAUACCAGAUGGGUUCAUCACUGAGGAGAUGCAUAACCUGAGUUUUCCACUUGACACUUUUUCCAAUAGCUCCUUACUUUUUGUCUUAAUACAUUUGUCCUAAUACAUAACUUUUGUGAUAGGACUUUGAAGUCGGAUGUUCUUAUCUUAAGAAGAGGCUAGAUUUUGUGAUCCUUACUUUAAGAAGGAUUUGUCUGAUUAACAACUAGAGCGAGAGGAAUAAUUAUAUAAGCAACGAAAAUUCAGUAAAGGGGUUCCACUGAGCUUCAAAAUACACAUGAAAUGCAGAUCAAAGUAUUAUCUCAAUUUUUGCAGUUGUAGAAACUCCAGUUAAAUGAAAUCAGGCUAAGAACAUGUAUGGUAUGUUAGUAACAGCAUUAUUUUUCAUCCUAAUCAAAACAAGACCACUAGCCAGAAGGAUAUUUAAUAGAAUGCAGAAACUCUGAAUCUUAGUUAUAAUCCCACAGGCUGACAUUUUUCCAAGAAGCCCCCGGACUUGGGAUUGGACAUAAAAUAAAGUUGUUCCUUUCUUAAUAA
Dromaius novaehollandiae (emu) is the source of this 4034-nucleotide messenger RNA. RefSeq names its product neudesin neurotrophic factor (gene NENF). The coding region runs from base 62 to 565 and encodes 167 amino acids. Gene Ontology annotation, cellular component: endoplasmic reticulum; membrane; endomembrane system. The record is from RefSeq and is a predicted model, not a curated record. NCBI's taxonomy places the organism in Eukaryota, Metazoa, Chordata, Aves, Casuariiformes, Dromaiidae. The transcript is spliced from 4 exons.